Messenger RNA from Argentina anserina (silverweed cinquefoil), 1077 nucleotides. Its product is annotated as adenine phosphoribosyltransferase 1-like. The record is from RefSeq and is a predicted model, not a curated record. Lineage: Eukaryota; Viridiplantae; Streptophyta; Magnoliopsida; Rosales; Rosaceae. The coding region runs from base 28 to 810 and encodes 260 amino acids. Gene Ontology annotation, biological process: adenine salvage. Gene Ontology annotation, molecular function: adenine phosphoribosyltransferase activity. The transcript is spliced from 7 exons. Gene Ontology annotation, cellular component: cytosol; cytoplasm.
UCUCACACGAUCCCGGUCCAUGACCUCAUGAUGCUGCUGCGCUCCACCGCCAGCGCAAAUCUUCUCCGGUCAAACUCGUUGACUCCCCCACCAGCCUCCACCACUCGCACCGUCGCCGCCACCUCUCCCACGCUCGCAGUAGCUCCAUUUAAACCCUCCACACCCAAAUAUCUAGCUGCCCUCCGAAAUUACAGAUCUACCCUCCCUCCUCCUCGCUGCUCCGUGAGUGAGAGUGACUCUGUGCAAGUUCAAAAGAUGGCCGCCGAAGAUGCCCAAGAUCCUCGCCUGGCUAGAAUCGCCUCCUCAAUCAGAGUCAUACCCGACUUUCCCAAGCCUGGGAUUAUGUUCCAAGAUAUUACUACCUUACUUCUGGAUACACAGGCUUUCAAGGAUACCAUUGAUUUGUUUGUUGAGAGGUACAAAGACAAGGAAAUCUCUGUUGUUGUAGGUAUUGAAGCUAGAGGUUUUAUCUUUGGCCCUCCCAUUGCAUUGGCCAUUGGGGCUAAAUUUGUACCUAUGAGGAAGCCGAAUAAGUUGCCUGGGAAGGUUAUUUCUGAAGAGUACUCUUUGGAGUAUGGAACAGACUCGAUGGAGAUGCAUGUGGGAGCUGUAGAAGCAGGAGAACGCGCCUUGAUCAUUGAUGAUCUCAUUGCAACUGGAGGAACUUUGGGUGCUGCAAUCAGGCUACUUGAACGAGUUGGGGUGAAGGUGGUUGAAUGUGCCUGUGUAAUUGCUCUGCCAGAGCUAAAGGGUCAGGAAAAAUUGGGAGACAAUCCAGUAUUUGUUCUCGUCAAUGCACCUGGAGCAUGAGUGAUGGAAUUGAUGCUCUCUGCCAUAUGAGUUCUUAGACUCUGGAGCUUUUAUUGGAGCUGCACAGUUUCAAAAAAUUGAAUUUUACCGCGGCGCUUAUGGCUGAUUUAAGGGAUUUGUUUAAAUUUGGUGAUUGAAGAACUGAUAAAACUUGGUAGAUGGCAUGUACUGAGCAUAAAUAAGUACUCGGUUUUUAUUAUUAUUAUCAUGUGUAUGAUAAUAGUACUGCGAAGUGAUGAUGAUGACUUUGUAGGUGGUUACUAAGCA